AUGGCAAUCAAAUCCCUUCUUCUUCUGGCAACAGCUGCCCUCGCGACGGCGGAAUUCUCCGUGGUCUCGAUGUUUAUCCCCGACGUCGAGGGCACCGCGCUGGUCGCCUCAGUCAUCGCCCAGACCGCUGGCACGACCACCUACAGUAUCAAUUGUCCGCCGGGAACUGAUAGCAGCGACUGCGGCGUGUCACCGGGCCUGUUCCUGACCUCGGGACCAAAGAAAGUGGAAUAUUCCAUAAGCGAGGGAGAUUUCUACGGUCGCAUGAUCUGUUCCUUGGGAGGCACUACGACCGCCGUCUGCACCGAUAUUAACAGCGGCGCCGGUGCCAACUUCCCCGGAACACACACAACCACCCUGGCGAGCAGCGAUAUCACUUCCCUCCCCGUGACCAUCACCGCUGGCGCGACCACGGGUGCGGCCUCUGACACGUCCGCGUCUACCACUGAGUCCUCGACGACCGCCACCUCGGAUACCCCUGCUUCGCAGACCUCGGCAUCGAGCUCGGGAGCGAUGGCUUCGCCCACCAGCUCCAGUACUGGUGGCAUGUCGCAAAUCACCGGUGCGCCCGUGCUCGCUCUGGGCGCUGCGGUCGCAUUCGUCGCAGGCGCAUUGUAA
Molecule: messenger RNA, 618 nt
Organism: Penicillium cosmopolitanum
Lineage: Eukaryota; Fungi; Ascomycota; Eurotiomycetes; Eurotiales; Aspergillaceae
Product: putative GPI anchored protein
Exons: 3
Coding region: 1-618 (205 amino acids)
Source: RefSeq, a predicted model, not a curated record